Molecule: messenger RNA, 2192 nt
Organism: Sorghum bicolor (sorghum)
Lineage: Eukaryota; Viridiplantae; Streptophyta; Magnoliopsida; Poales; Poaceae
Product: putative F-box protein At1g67390
Exons: 1
Coding region: 220-1776 (518 amino acids)
Molecular function (GO): protein binding
Source: RefSeq, a predicted model, not a curated record
UGUGCAGAUCCCAACCGCUAAAUCCCGAUCGUACGGCCGACUAAGCAAGGGGAUUUGGGAUAGCGAUUGGUCUCGAACGGGUCGCUGAUCAGGUUUCCUACAUGUGAGCGCUCGUCCUAAUCCCCCAGUCAGACACACACACGCGCGAGUGGGAGCUCUCCGCUGCUCCCGUCUCUCGAAAAGCAAAACCCUAACCCUCGCCGGCCGCCGCCCGCAGCCAUGGACAGCGACAGCGAAGAAGGCGACUUCUCCACGUACGCGCAAGUGGAACGGGCCUUCAACUCCAUGGAGGGCCCGUCCGCGCAGGAGCGCAUCGACUGCAUCGUCCCCUUCCUCGUGUCCCUCCUGCCCGCGCCCUACGUCCCGGCCCUCGAGGUCGAGCCCGACUCCGACGAUGACCGCUUCUCGCUCACCUCCUCCGACUCCGAGUCCGGGGCGUCCGACGACCACGACGCGCUCGCGUUCGCGGCCGUGCCGGGCGAUGGCGAGGACCGCAUCAGCCGCCUCCCGGACACGCUCCUGGCCGACAUCAUCCACCGCCUCCCCACCAAGGACGCCGGGCGCACCGCCACGCUCUCCACGCACUGGCGCCGCAUGUGGGCCGGGACCCCGCUCCUUGUCGACGACGCGCACCUCCUCGGCGCCGGAGGGACCAACGACGUCCCCGUCGUGCGCGCGCUCGCGCGCUGCGUGGCCGCGCACCCGGGCCCCGUCCGCGGCGCGCGCGUCACCCGCGUCUCCUUCCACGCUCACGAGUACGCGCUCCGGCGCUUGGUCGCGGACCUCGCCGACAAGGACGUCCGGGACCUCAUCCUCGUCAACCGCCCGUGGCCGCUCGACAUGCCGCUCCCCGACGACAUCCUCCGCUGCGCCUCCCUCGAACGCCUCUACCUCGGCGUAUGGAAAUUCCCCAAGACGACAGCCGCGCACCCGCCUGUGUUCCCCGACCUCCGUGAGCUCGGACUCUUCCACAGCCUCGUCCGCAACGAAGAACUCGACUCCCUGCUCGCGCACUGCCCCAAGCUGGAGGUCCUCUCUCUCGUCAUGUCGUACCACGAGCCGUUGCGUCUCCACCUAACCUCCAACAGCCUCAAGAUCGCGGUGGAAUGGAUGUCGUCCUUCGACGAGGUCGUUGUUGAAGACGCCCCAAGCCUCGAGCGGCUGCUCUUCCAGAGCAUCUUGGGGAGGAAGCCCGUCAAGAUUUUUCGUGCGCCGAGGCUGGAGGUGCUUGGGGUCCUCGACCUCGACCUCCACAAGCUUGAGAUCGGUGGCACUGUCAUCAAGGCUGGGUUGAAAGUGAGUGCUAGCAACAUGGUACCAAGCUUAAAGAUACUAGCCGUGAAGGUUCAGUUUGAAUGCAACAGGGAGGCCAAGAUGUUGUCUACUUUGCUGAAAUGCUUUCCUUGCUUGGAGACGCUUCACAUAAUGCCCACUCCAUCUGAGACACCAGACAGCAUACAUGAACAUGACUUGAGGUUCUGGGAGCACUUGGGUCCUUGUGAAUGCCUUGAGUCGCACCUGAAGACUGUUAUGCUCCAUGGGUCCUUGGUGGAAGGUCAUGGGGCUGGUUUUGUCAGGUAUGUCAUGAGGGAGGGCAAGACACUCAAGACUAUCGCCAUUGUUUGCAGUGAUGAGGAGGCGAGCGGCUGUAGAGAGUCAGCUGUUGGCCGAAGCGGUGAAAUUACUCUUUGUAUUGCCACCCCACGCUGGUGUUUCCAAGCUGCCAUUGAUUUGUCACUGGACGAUCCCUUUGGUUCGGUGAGGCCUCAGGCAUGAGGAUGCUGGUACUAGUAUAUCAUUGUCACGCGUUUUGGAGGUGCGGUUUGCUGUGUUGUACUAGGUCUUGAUCAGGAAUUAUGUUUCGUAGUGAUAAAAGCAUGCGAAGAAACUUGCUUAUGAAUGCCUUUUGGAUUAUGUGGUGAUAAAAGCAUGGUAAGGAACUUGCACAUGAAGGUCUGGAAACUAGUUUAAGUGUCUGAUUUGGUUGCUUGGAGAGGGAUAGAUUGUGGGUUAUGGAUGUAUUUUUUUCCCCUGCAUGUUAAGUUGGCCGUCAUUUGUCUGUUAUGGCUUAUGUGUCUGUAAUAUCUGGAACUAAUACCUAUCAUGGGUCUGUUAAGUUGUUAUGGGUCUAUAAUAUCUGGAACUAAUACCUGUCAUGGGUCUGUUAAUUAAGUUGGCCGUCUAUUUGUCUG